UAUCCGAAUUAGUUUGUUUGUUUGUGAAGGUACCUAAAAUUUCUGCACUGAAAAAUUAUAAAGAAAUUAAUUUGAAAGUAAAAAUAGUUUUAUCACCCUAAAACAAAAUAAGGUAUUUAUUUUUAUAUCGGCAUCCCUGUGAUAACCUAUCACACAAAUGAAAAGAAAAUAAUCGAAAACCGGUAUCUUUAUUUUGUGUUGUAUUAAUAAAAAAUUUUGUGUAAAUUGCUAAAUAAUAUUCAUUUCAUCCUCAUAAUAUCAUUAUAUACAAAAAAAUCGCUAUUGUACGAAUGCAACUGAAGAUAUUAUACAGAUAAUAAACUAUAAAAGAGAAAAUAAUAAGUUCGCAAAAAUAUCGAAUUAACAAAAAUGGCAAUCACUGACACUUUGCAUUACAUUACCAUUGGUAAUCCCGUGAGCAAGGCUGUGAUUUCCAGCACCACAUCAUUAUUUUCCCGCGGAACGACUUCAAGCACUAGUGCGCCUUCCGUGAAAGCUUCAACUGAAGUAGUCACCGCUAAAGUUAUGGGGAGCGUAAUUCCUCCACUAUGGAAAUUGGCAGGACGCAACCACCUUUUCGUGCGUUUAGCAGGCUUAAGCGGGGCUUCAGCCGUAAUUCUCGGUGCAGUUGGAAGUCACAAAUUGCACCCGACACACGAGAAGGAUGAGAUGAAAACAAUCUUUGAUACAGCCAACCGUUUCCAUUUCUUCCACUCAUUGGCUCUCCUUAGCGUACCGUUGGCUAAAUAUCCAGCUGUGACUGGUGGUCUAUUUUUGGUCGGAACUAUAUUAUUUAGCGGUACUCUUUAUUAUCGUGCAUUUACUGGUGAUAAACAGUAUGCCCGUUUUGCGCCAUAUGGCGGAUUUUGCUUAAUUGUCGGCUGGCUGACGUUAUUGCUUUAAAUAUUGGAAAACUUAAUGGCAGAAGGAUGAAAACAACAAAUAAGAACGAUUUUGUGUUACAUAAGCAAAUAUGAACUGCAAUUCAACUAAUGUACACAUAUCCAUGUAUACUUAUACUUAAUUUAAUAAUCACAGAAUUAAAUGGUCUUUGUUAUUAAUGAA
Molecule: messenger RNA, 1065 nt
Organism: Bactrocera neohumeralis
Lineage: Eukaryota; Metazoa; Arthropoda; Insecta; Diptera; Tephritidae
Product: transmembrane protein 256 homolog
Exons: 3
Coding region: 370-903 (177 amino acids)
Source: RefSeq, a predicted model, not a curated record